UUGUAAGCGUAGUUUAGGAAUGAUACAGCAUGUUUAUAGUUAUAUCCAUGGCCAUGCUUGAACUAGUACAUGUUGGUCGUAUUGAUCUUAGUCGUAAUGCUUAAAUCUAUGUUUCGUGACAAUAAACAUGACAGUAAAAGCAAUUACGUAAAAUGAAACUAAAAAAACUGUUUUUUUUAAACCAACCCUAGAUAUUUAAUAUACUGUGACUGAUGUUAAGACUAACCAUGCUUUUGAAAUGUGACCAGGUUAAUUACAUCACCAGGUUGGCUGACAGACUUGUACAGACAAGUCCCAGUCAGGUUCAGGGGCUGCCUGAUGAAAAACACCUUGCUAUAUAGUCAGCACACACAGGCAACAACCUACAUGUAGAUAAUGUUGUGGCUGGCAUUUAAAUUGGAUGAGCUCCAACAGGCGUUGUGAUUACAAACAGUGACAUAAGGAACUAAACCUGGACUAGCAAGUUCAGACAGUUGUCAACAAUAUAGUAUAUAGUGGACACUGGCUGUUGUAUUUUAAAUAUAUGACAGGACUUGUACAUGUAGUUAUAUGACAUGGGGAGAGUAUAUUAGAUUAAAUGUGUGAAAUUCACUGACAGAUGGUACGCCCUCGUCUACAAAGGACUAUAUACUAUCUCACUGACCAGUCAUUGUGUUUGACUACUAAAAUCUGCUAAACAUGCUUCACAGAGGGUACUAUUUCCGGCCUAUUAUGUCCGCAGGUUCUGGAGAUAAACCUUCUAGUGAUCUUUAUUCUACGCAGGUUGAGAGCACUACCACCACCACCAGCGCCACAGGAAGUGGGCAAAGUCCCACCGGAACCACUACUACAACUUCCACCGCCACUUCACAGUAUGUGGUGGCCGAGGAGUACACUGUGGGGGUUCCACUGUUUCGACCGAAGCAAGAACUCCUAACAUUUUUGCGAUCUGUUGGAGCGACUGGAGACAUUUUUACAAGGAAGGAGAUCUGCCAGUUCCUGAAGCAGUAUAUCGGGAGCCACAGCCUGUACGACCCCCAUGACCCACGGCUGGUGUACUGCCAGGGCACAGUACUGGGACAAGUAUUUGGGGUCGACAAGUUCACCAUCUCUGAUGUCUUGGAUCUCAUAGGGAAGAACUGUUACCAAGUCCCUGACACGUGCAUCAAGCGCAAAUGUCACUAUGUGACGAGGCCUUUGAAUGGUAGCCAUGGCAACCCAACUGGGCCACACCAGCCAGCUGUGCCACAUCCCAUCUUCCCUAGCCACCAGGUGGCUCAUAGUUCUGGGAGUGGUUCCCUGACGAUAGAGGUCUGUCGGGCAUCGCCCAUUGUCACCAGCAGUACAGGGCCGCAUACAACUGCAAAGGGUCGAAAGUCACCCAAGGGUGUAGGUGUAGUGGACGGGGCGACCUCACACUCACAGGAUGCCUCAGCUGCCGUGGCAGGGAAGCUGCCUUCUAAAACGAGCACCAAAAGGAAACGUAAAGAUACUGGAGGAUCAAGUGGAUCCUCUGAAACCAAACGCCGUCCAGCUUCCGUCAGCAUCACCUACAAUGACCCGGACACAGAGGGCUCCAGGUAUCCCUGGUACUUCCAAGUUAAGAUGGAAACAACAGACGAGGAGAGUGAGGUUCUCAGUAUACAGGGCCAGGAGACGACACGGGUGCAGGACUCCACUGAUGACAUGUGGUUCGUGGAGGAUGAGGAUGAGUCGGUGACCGUGAACUCUCUUGCGGUAGAUGUUGAUUCGGAUACUUUUUCUGUUGAGUACGAGCUGGAUUCAGAUAUUCCAGGCGACAGCGAUUCCUCCGAUAUAUCAUCUCCUUUUUCUGAAGCGGAUGUGCUGGUAGUGUGCAAUGAUAGCGAUGUCCAGUUUUGGGCUGACCAUUCCAGUGGACCGGAGACAGACACCGAGCUGUCAGAUGAGGACAAAUGGUCCUGUCAAGAAUGUAAGACCAAGAACUCACCAACACAAAGGUAUUGCUCCCGAUGUUGGAAGCUGCGUCCUGAUUGGCUGCCAGACCGAGACAGCGAGACACGACAGUCGAAGUACAGUAAGAGGCGGGUUAAGGCAGUCCAUGGAGAGGUGUCCUCAUCUGAUGGAGAGAUGCUAGAUUCUGGCAUAUAUACAAGCUGUAACUCGGCCAUGCCCACAUGCAGUCAAACAACUAUUAUAAAAAUAGACGAUCUUGAAGAUUCAAAACCUGAUAAACAGGAUACAACAUCAUGUCCUGAGAAGGAAAUCUCCUUGAAAGACAGCCCAGAGGCUAAGUUUAUUGGAAUGAGGAGGACUUUCUUAAACUAUAGGUCCUUGAGCAACAGUUCCAAAGAAAAAGACGAAGUAUUGAACGAAAAAUUAGUUGAAGACAAAAUAGUUCCACAGAACAUUGAAUCUCAAGUCACAGAAAAAUUGUCAACAAAGGAAACACUGGUGUGUGGUACUCAAGAGAAGCUUCCACAAUAUUCAGGUGGUGCAAGGUCAAGUGUGAUUCAACAGCCAUUGCCUAGCGACAUGUGUAUGACAUGUCUGUGUCGUCCAAAAACAGCGAGCAUCAUCCAUGGCAGCACAGGACAUCAAGUCUGUUGUUUUAAGUGUGCUCGGCGGCUUAAAAGGCAGAGGAAACCCUGCCCAGUAUGUCGCAGACCCAUACAGAAAGUCAUCAAAAACUUCAUUUUGUAAAAAUGAAGAAACAAUAUAUCCCAGCCUUGGUUGUCACUUGUGGUUUCAUUGCCGUAGAAAAAUCCUAAUUUUCAUAUCCUCAUGUCAUCAAAGGUCUGAAAAGCUCGAUAUUAAUUCAUACUUUAUUUAAAAACUAGAAGAAAAAUGUCCCUAAUGACUUUUAUUUCAUUCUUUGAUGUUUUUAAUUAUUUGUUUUAUUUAUUGUGCAAUUACACCAUCACCAUGAACAUUUUACAGGUAGAAAUCAUUUAUUCAUAUUGGAUGUAUAAGUAAUGUUGCCUGGUUAACUGAAUGACUUAGCUUGUCAGUGCAUAAUGUAUAUAAUGUAACAGAUAAUAUUUUUUUAUUACACGACACUUGAACAUCUAAUUAACCUGGAAUAAUAAAAUGAAAAACUUCCAGGCAACACUAUACAAUAAUUGGUUCAAUGAAGCAGUGUGUACAAGGAAAUACAAGUUUGUUGGAAUGGCAGUAAUUCUCCAUUAUUAGAUACGUUAAUUGUCAUUCAGAAGACUAAAAUUAACUGGCGGGUAGACCAUUUUGCCAAAAACACCUGUGAUGUUAUAUUUUUUUUUACAGGUGAGGCUUGUGCCUGAGAUUUUACUGUAUAGAAUAUGGCUCUGAUCACCUCUGGUACUUAUUCAAUAGUUAA
Molecule: messenger RNA, 3313 nt
Organism: Mizuhopecten yessoensis (Yesso scallop)
Lineage: Eukaryota; Metazoa; Mollusca; Bivalvia; Pectinida; Pectinidae
Product: E3 ubiquitin-protein ligase Mdm2-like
Exons: 11
Coding region: 679-2661 (660 amino acids)
Biological process (GO): regulation of cell cycle; negative regulation of apoptotic process
Cellular component (GO): nucleus
Source: RefSeq, a predicted model, not a curated record